Molecule: messenger RNA, 5746 nt
Organism: Monomorium pharaonis (pharaoh ant)
Lineage: Eukaryota; Metazoa; Arthropoda; Insecta; Hymenoptera; Formicidae
Gene: Ca-beta
Product: voltage-dependent L-type calcium channel subunit beta-2
Exons: 12
Coding region: 827-2302 (491 amino acids)
Biological process (GO): neuromuscular junction development; chemical synaptic transmission; regulation of voltage-gated calcium channel activity
Cellular component (GO): voltage-gated calcium channel complex
Molecular function (GO): high voltage-gated calcium channel activity; protein binding
Source: RefSeq, a predicted model, not a curated record
ACGGCGACCCGGCCAGAAGGCGCACACGGUCGCACGUACCAUGUAGAGUCAGUCUGUGCAUCACCACCUCCGAGUAUCGCUCUCGCAGUUUACCGUAUCUACCGCUACCGCGAAAGCCCGCGCGGCAGUGAAGAGGGUGAUAGCGUGCCGCGAACUAGCAUGAUGCAAUUCGAGCUUGUUUAGGGGAUGAUUCUUUUGUUUUUAACGCGAUUGAAAAAAUUCCCUAAAUUCUUUAUGGUAGAAUUUUUCUUGGAGAACGUUUUCUAGUGAUAUUGCAGUGAUCGUAUUGAAAAGAAACAGUGCAAGUUUAGUAUUUUUGAAAUAAGGUGCUCCCUCAUGUUGAGGAAAAAGAAGGGUUGUCAAGAUGAGAAAACGUGAUUUAUUUGGUGCUAGGAUUUUCUUGUGGGAGAAGAGGGCUUUUAAAAAAGUGAAUAUUUCGAAUUGGAUCUCUUCUUGUUCGUCAUGAACACAAAACAUACUGCAGCUUGUCAUCAUGGGGUGAUGAUGACAAUCUCUCAGAAGUAGAGAAAAAUUCAGUAUUUGGAUGGCUUGCAAACGAAAGCGAAAAAAGCUUGAAAUACGACGUACCUGAGGAAAGCCAUCCGAAACCCUGUGCCAUUCAGCAUGGCAUAGCGGUGUGAAUUCAAAUAUCAAUAUAUAGACAGUAAUAUAGACAAGUAUUUUGAUGAAAUAGCCAUGCGGUAGCGUGGAUUGAGUGAAAGUUUAGAGCAUUAGUUUGAUAAAUUUCGGCUCCGAAUCGGGGGCGAAGGCGGAUUAAGUACCAUCAGAAGAACAGCUCUGGCAUCCAUGGUGGUGAAUCCCGGCGAUGAUCGGGUACAAUCAACACAAUUCCGGCUACAACAAGCUAUUCACUCAGGGCUCGGCGGAUUCGAACUACUCGCAGCCGAGCUCGGAUCUUUCGCUGGACGAGGAGAAGGAAAGCUUGCGACGCGAGAAGGAGAGGCAGGCCCUCAAUCAACUCGAAAAAGCCAGAUCGAAGCCGGUAGCAUUUGCAGUACGGACUAACGUGAGCUAUGACGGAUCCGUCGACGAUGACUCACCCGUCCACGGUUCGGCCAUCAGCUUUGACGUCCGUGACUUUCUUCACAUCAAGGAGAAGUAUGACAACAACUGGUGGAUCGGCAGGCUCGUGAAAGAGAAUUGCGACGUGGGUUUCAUCCCGUCACCUGUGAAGCUGGAGGCCUUAAGAUUACAGGCGAGCGCCGCGCGUGGCACGAAGGGUCUCUAUUCGACGCGAGGAGGGUCUUCAGGGAACCUUGGCGAGAGUGGUAUGCCCUCACGUGGUUCCACACCACCUACGCCAGGUGACGACAGCGACAGCGUCGGGAACGUGCGACCUGGCAAGGCGACCCUGACGACACCACCUGCUAAGGAAAAGCGGAAGAACUUUUUCAAGAAGCCGUCCUACGAGACGACAACCCCCUACGACGUGGUACCUUCCAUGAGGCCCGUAGUGCUGGUCGGACCGUCGCUCAAGGGUUACCAAGUGACGGAUAUGAUGCAGAAGGCGCUCUUCGAUUUUCUUAAACAUCGCUUCGAAGGCAGAAUUAUUAUCACAAGGGUAAUGGCGGAUAUAUCGUUAGCGAAGAGAUCCAUGCUGAACAAUCCAACUAAAAGAGCAAUCAUGGAACGGACGACCAGUAAAAGCAGCUGUUUAGCGGAAGUUCAGCAAGAAAUUGAAAGGAUUUUCGAACUUGCUAGAACUCUUCAGCUGGUUGUUUUGGAUUGCGACACCGUAAAUCAUCCGGCGCAAUUAGCAAAGACCAGUCUGGCGCCCACAAUUGUUUACCUGAAGAUUUCUUCGCCAAAAGUUCUGCAAAGGUUGAUCAAGACCCGAGGAAAGUCGCAGAUUCGUCAUCUUAACGUACAAAUGGUGGCCGCGGAGAAGCUGGCGCAGGCUCCGCCAGAGAUGUUCGAUGUCAUCCUGGAUGAGAAUCAAUUAGAGGAAGCAUGCGAACACGUGGCCGAGUACCUAGAAGCUUAUUGGAGGGCGACGCAUCCGCCUGACUUUUCUACGGUGCCACGCGUCAUGCCUCCACCCGAUGCACCGGCGGAUACGUACCCGCAACGCGUGCCAUCAGGUGCCCCUCAUGAAUCUUACUAUCAUCGAAGAGGAGCGAGAGAUGCCAGCGACGGAACGAGAAGAUCGCGGCUGGAGCGGAUGGAUCGUGAUCGGAGUGAUCGCAUGGAUCACGAUUACGACGAGGAGGAACGCCUCGAUUACGGUAGUGCCUCGAGACGUCGCCAGCAGCAAGACUCGCGCGCUCUCAAUGCUAUUUAGGAGCUGGGGCCCCGGGGCCUGUCGCUUCAGCGCUGUCCCCACCUGCGCACCACCGCCCUUUAGCGGGCUCGCCUCCCGGUAACGCUACCGAAUGCUAGGAAGUGCGCAACGCUACCUCGCGAUAAAAUCGCUGCGCUCUGUUAGUGGGGCUGUUUCCUGUCGCGCUAAUCUACGCUAAGAAAGAAAAGAAGAACACAGAAAUCCAGAUUCAUCGGCUGACAACACACACGCCACCAACGAAUCUAAAAAAAAAAAGAUUCUAUCCGGACGACGAUCUCAAAACCGUCGACGAUUCAUCUCCGCGUACCUAUUCAACUGAGAAACCUCGCUACCGAUACGCUAUCAAUCGCCAGCGCGCACGUUAAUUCCGAGAAACAUUUUGCGCUUGCACAUUUUUAUUCGCGCUGCCUGCAGGGAAAAACUCAUGUUAAGAUUUUACUGCUGUUUAAUUAGGGAACAUGGUUUAAUUGCGAUGUGACUUGUUAGACAAUUUUUUUGCAUGCUUUGAACAUGCAUACUUUUCUUCCGAAAGCUCUUACAUCUACAAUAAUACACUGUUAUGUUAUAUGCUAUUUUUUUUACACCGCUGAAUAUUUCAAUAACGUUCAUGACCAAUUGUAUAAUUAUAUUUUAUUAAUAAUGGAUUAACAAAGAUGGUUUUGAUUGUAAAACAUUGAAACCUCUUUUACUUCUCUUUUUUUUCUUCUUUUUCUUCUGAUGUGCUACUUUCAUCAAUAGCGUGCACGUGAUUAUCAAGAUAUUAUAUAUUUUUAAUCUGCUAAAUUUAAGUCGCUUAUCGACGAACUGCAAAGGAUCGAAAGCAAAAACACUAUUCUUGCUGGAUGAAUUUCACUAGCACAUUACAGAUUUCACAAUUCGCACACAUUAUCUACGUAUAGAAACAUAUCUUCAUCUUCGUACGUCGCGUUUUCGCCCAAUUACUCCUCCAAUCAAUAUCACAAACGCGUAUCACUCUGUGAUGUCAUCUACAGUUACAGAGUUAUGCUACCCAUUAAUCAUACCGAACUACUGAACUAUCCUCACGCACAAAUAUCAUCGAGAUAUACUUGCCUGAUGACGUAUGCUUAAGAGCUCUGCUGUGUUAUGUGUAGAGGGAACACGUCAACCGCUCAUUAUAACGAUUUAAGCAUACUAUGCCAAACGUAUCAAAUGCUCACCAUAAUAAUUGCUGGCCAUGACGAAAUGCACGCAUCGUUUUGAGAUGCACGUUACAUGACAUCUUUUAUGCCACUUUAUACGAAAGAAAGAUAAUGUGAAAUAAUCUUAUAAAAGAAAAUACACACACACACCUGACUGCAUUUGGUACUUCUCGUUAAAUACGCUAUUCAAAGUCGUUCAUACGUUCAAUGAAAUUAACACUGUGCAUUUUUCACUUAAAAUAUUGCAAAACUUACCCUCGAACCUUUCUCAAAACUCUCAUAUACAUAUUAUUAAGAAGACGUAACUUAAAAAAUUAUCUGAAUAACUGUAAUCUUAUUUUUAUGACCUCUACAAUAUAUAAUAUAACAUUAUUUUUAAAAUUAUUUAAAUAAUUUUUGACAAUUGCUGAAAAAAAUUUUAAUUAACUAUUUUUUAUUUUAAAAAAUUUUUACACACACACACGUAUAUACAUGAUACAUCUUGAAUGAACUUACUUACAAACACAAAUUAUUUGCCAAACUAAAAUCAUUGCGAUAAGAUUUCUUUUAACAUUUUUUGUUUACAUUUUAACGUGCAAUUUUCCAAUUAACAUAUUUUAAUCAUGAAUACUUAAUUAAGGGUUCGAGCGUAGUUUUCAUAAUCGUUAAAAAAACGAUUAUAAUAUUCUAGCCGAUUCGAAAUAAUUUUCCGGUGUCCUUGUCCAUCGCAGUAUAAAUGCGGGACAAAUUCCUCAUUCGCGGAAUCAGCUCAACAACACUAGUAGACGCGCGAGACAAUCGCGUGGGACGAGGAGACCAAGAUAGAAAGUGCACUCGAAAUAGAGUGAAAAGAGCCCUGGGGCCUUAAUCCCUGCACCGACUCCUCCCGGGCCCCAAAACCAAAUUUUUAUGUCGAAUCGGCGAUCAGCGAUCGACGCUGUAAUCGAGUAUUUCUUAUUGUCAAGAAUUACUGAACUAAUGUCUACGAAACAGAGAGAUUCGACUUCUCUCAUAGAGCUUAAUUAUAAGAAAUGAUAAUGAUUAUAAUUCCAAUUGAAGAAAAUUUAUGUGAUUGUCUAGAGAAAUGACCUAUGAUCGGUUGGACAGUUAAUUUUAUUAACAGCUAAAUUAGUUAAUAUAUCAAGACAAAGGAGCUUUAAUAAAAUUUUACAGCUGAUCAUAGAUGCUUUAAUUUGACCGUCGAUCAUAAUAGCCAAUGUAGUCGCCAUAAUUUUACGAUCAAUGAAGAGCGAUUCGCGAUGGACACAGCUCGAUAAUCUCGAAUUUGAUCGUAGAAAUUGAAAUCUAUCGUCGAUUGCGACGACGGACAUAGCUGAAGCGAUUUUAAACGAUCGAUGUAGUGACACUUAUCAUCGAUUACGUAAUUAAACUAGACAAACUAAUGUAGAAACAAGAUGUUCUGGAGAAGUUUUUGAUUUACGAGACGACAACGCGGCUCGAAAUUAGAAGAUAUUGAUGCGCUGAAUUCUAUGAAAGUUUUCAAUUUUGAUCAGGUGCGUCAAUGACAUCAUAGGCAUCACAGACGCGCCAGCUCUAUGAUGCAUUUGUACGUUUUGUUGAAGCUAAGCAAAAGUAUACGUGAUAUAUACGUACAUUGCACAUCAAAGAAAACGCUUUGUGUACAUAUUACACACACGCAUACACACACACACACACACACACACACACACACACACACACACACACACACACACACACACACACACACACACAAAAUUGUACACACAAGUAACAAUUCCAUCUAUAUCACUCGACAAAUUUUAAAUAAUCAAGAUAAAAAAAAUUAAAUAAGAUAUUCAGCAGAGAUGUGAAUAAAAACCACUUGGCUUUUCUAUGAAUAACUAUAGACUGAAAUUAGAAAUAUAAUUUAAAACAGAUUAUAGUAUAAUUAUAUUUUUCAAUAUGUACAAUGUGACUCUCUCGCUUACUAUAUCGGCUUGAUAUUUAUUAAUUUGCGAAAAUUUAGUUUGCAUCUUCAACAUUUAAUUGAGAUAAUUCUGAAAAUCUAAAUUAUUUUUUUAUGUGACAAACAUCGCACAUUUUUAUUCACAUUUCGCACCAAUGGCGUUAUGUAAAUGUAAUUGUAAGAAUGAGUGCUGUUCAAGUUUUCAAUCAUGCAACGUCGAUACGUUUUGAAUCGGCAUUUAGCUAAAGAAUACUGCUAAUUAAAUUUUUAAUUUAUUUUUAAAAUUAUAAUAUUAUGUCACGAAAAACUCCUAGCACGUGACAUUGCUCAUCGCAGAUAUCUCGUCGAUUCCAAUGAAAUAAAGCGAUUCGUAAAAAA